GUGGCCAACUUCUUGGACUUCAUCAACGAAGAGAGGAAGUGCGGCGACGACACCGAGGCCGCUCGCAUCCUUGCAUCUGAACAGGCAGCAGCGGAGCAGCAAGGACAACAGGCUGAAGCAGCAGCGGCGAUCAACCAAUUAAGGAGGAUCGCCUGCACGACGCUGCAACAGCGAGAGAUGGACUACGUGGCGACACUCAGAAAAUGGCACUUUACGCCACGAACAACAACAGCAACCCGGCGGACGCAGAGAAGACCAAGUUAGAAAUCGCCAUGAUGACUGCACAGCUCAUAGCAAUGUGCAAUUGGCAGCAGCAGGAGCUGCAGCGCUUGGCGCAGGUGAUUGACAGCAACCGGGACCAACAAGAUGGCACCAACCGAGGUUUUCACACCCUCUUCGAAGAAUUGGACAACACGGAUGCCGCCACACCUAGCGGCGAACCUCUAGUCCACCAGCCGUCCAUGCGACAACUGGAGCAGCGGAUCGACCAUGUGGUCACCACCAUCGGCGACAUUGGCACGUUCACGGAACCAGCAAUGAUCAGUCACCAGAUUGCUUCGUUGACCAGCAGUCGCCGUACGCUGCAGCAGCGACCAUCGGGUAGUGUCCAGCAACAUCCGUUUAAGAUGCCAAACUUCAACAUUGAGAAGUUUGACGACUACACCAAGCAGGAGCCUCUCGCAUGGUGGCAAGGCUGUACCACGGAACUAAGCUUCCGCGAAGUCCCCGACCAUCUCAAGCUCGCGGCACUCUACCUCAACACCACUGGUGUGUGCCAAGUCUGGGUCAACCACCUGGCGGUCAAGGAAGGAGUCAAUAUGGACCGCCUUCACACCAAGUUGGACUGGGACACCGUUGAAGCUCUGUGGAAAGCAUGCUUCAUCGUCCACGACGAGGUUGCCAGGGGCAUCAAUAAAGUUUUCCAAAUGUAGCAAGGGAGCCAGCUGACGCGCAAAUGGUUACCGAAUGGCAAAAGAUUGUUGCCCUUCCGGAUC
Chara braunii is the source of this 995-nucleotide messenger RNA. The record is from the annotation of a GenBank genome assembly. Lineage: Eukaryota; Viridiplantae; Streptophyta; Charophyceae; Charales; Characeae.